AAUAAUCCAUUUGCGUCAGACCCUACUCUUUGGUCUUAGUGGAGCGUAACUAUACCCCACUCUGGCAACAGAGUGCAUGCAUGUGUGGUUACAACGGUAUAAUAAUAUGCCCACUUGUAUCUCCAAUCAUUGGCCAGCCCAAGCAUAAAUACCCUGCAGAUUAAUCCAAACAGAGAACUUCAAUCGUGAGACUCAGGCUUUAGACAAACAAAGCAGUGGGUUGGGGACGAGCUACCCAGCUAGCAAUGGACACAGCAGCAGUGGCUGCCGAGGGGGAGGAGGAGAGCGUUGGGCAGCAAGAGAAGGUGUCCUUCAUGGGGAUGUUCCGGUACGCCGACGGCACGGACCUGCUGCUGAUGCUGGUCGGCACGGUGGCCGCGCUGGCCAACGGCGUGUCGCAGCCCCUCAUGACGAUCAUCUUCGGUGACACCCUCAACGCCUUUGGCGACGCCACCGGCGAUGACGUCCUUCAGCGGGUCAACAAAGUGGUUCUAAAAUUUGUCUACUUGGGUAUCGGAACAGCAAUCGUCUCCUUUCUUCAGGUGUCAUGUUGGACACUUACCGGUGAAAGGCAAGCGACACGCAUUCGAUCUCUAUACCUCAAAUCUGUCUUGAGACAGGAUAUAUCAUUCUUUGACCUAGAAAUGACAACUGGGCAGAUCGUUUCGAGAAUGUCCGGUGAUACUGUCCUAGUUCAGGAUGCUAUUGGUGAGAAGGUCGGCAAGUUUCAAUCACUUGUGGCUACUUUCGUUGGUGGUUUCAUUGUAGGUUUCGUGAAAGGAUGGCUUCUAUCUCUUGUCAUGUUGGCAUCCAUACCUCCAGUUGUACUUACUGGAGCAGUAGUGGCAAAACUGUUGUCCAAAAUAUCAAGCAGACGUCAAGCAUCAUAUAGUGCUGCGGGUAAUGUUGUCGAACAGACAAUUGGUGCUAUAAAAACAGUUGUUUCUUUCAAUGGGGAGAAGCAGGCCAUCACAACGUACAAUAAACUAAUACACAAAUCAUACAAGACUGCUGUUGAGGAAGGACUUACUAAUGGCUUUGGCAUGGGUUCUGCUUUCUUUGCACUCUUCUCUAACUAUGGUUUAGCCAUCUGGUAUGGUGGAAAGUUGGCUCUUACAAAAGGAUACACAGGAGGACAAGUCAUCACAGUCAUAUUGGCUAUCAUUAUUGGGGCAGGGACUUUAGGUAAUGCAGCCCCAUGUAUGACUGCCUUUGUAGAAGGACAAUCAGCAGCACACCGACUGUUGACAACAAUAAGGAGAAAACCAAAGGUUGAUCCUGAUGACAAUAAUGGUAAGCGAUUGGAAGAUAUGAGGGGAGAAGUUGAGCUGAAGGAUGUAUAUUUUAGCUACCCAGCCAGGCCUGAGCAACUGAUAUUUGAUGGAUUCUCACUUCUUGUGCCUAGUGGCACUACAAUGGCUAUAGUUGGGGAGAGUGGGAGCGGCAAGUCAACUGUGGUUAGUCUUGUAGAGAGAUUCUAUGAUCCACAUGAUGGUGAGGUUUUAAUUGACGGGAUCAAUAUCAAGAGUUUACAUCUUGAUUCAAUAAGAGGGAAAAUUGGCCUUGUUAGCCAAGAGCCAGUGCUAUUUAUGACCUCAAUUAAAGACAACAUAACAUAUGGCAAGGAAGACGCAACAAUUGAGGAGAUCAAGAGAGCAGCUGAGCUCGCCAAUGCAGCAAUUUUCAUCGAUAAGUUGCCCAAUGGUUAUGACACAAUGGUUGGCCAACGUGGUGCUCAACUUUCAGGGGGGCAAAAGCAAAGAAUUGCAAUUGCGAGAGCAAUCAUUAAAAACCCCAAAAUACUUUUGUUAGAUGAGGCUACUAGCGCAUUAGACGUGGAGUCGGAGAGGAUAGUUCAGGAGGCAUUGGAUAGAAUCAUGGUGGACAGAACUACGCUCGUGGUGGCACAUCGUCUAACUACUGUGAGAAAUGCUGAUUGCAUAUCAGUUGUUCAACAAGGAAAGAUAGUUGAACAAGGUUCCCAUGAUGAAUUGGUGCUAAACUUGGAUGGCGCGUACUCUCAACUUGUUUUGCUACAAGAAAGUCAUACAGAGCAUAAAAUAGACCGCCGAUUGUCUACUCCAAGGUCUAAAAGUAAAAGCUUGUCAAUGAAGCGGUCGAUUAGUGGUUCGAUAGGCAAUAGUAGUGGGCAUUCUUUCACCCUCCCCUUCGGGCUACCUAGUGCAAUUGAAUUUCCUGGAGGAAAUGAAACACAUGGGCAGAAUCAGGAAGAGCUGAAUGGUGAUGGUGAGGUCCCAAAGAAAGCUCCUAUGGUACAACUAGCGCUUCUUAACAAGCCAGAGGUACCUAUUCUUCUGUUAGGAUCUCUAGCUGCAGCAGUCCAUGGAGUGCUUUUCCCAGUGUUUGGUUUAAUACUUUCGGGUGCCAUUAAAGCUUUCUAUGAGCAACCAGAUAAACUCAGAAAAAAUACUAGUUUUUGGGGUCUAAUGUGUGUUGUCAUGGGUAUCAUAUCAAUAAUCUCAAUACCAGCAGAGUUCUCCUUGUUUGGACUAGCUGGUGGCAAGCUUAUAGAACGCAUCCGAGCUUUGUCAUUUCAAAGCAUUGUGCACCAAGAAGUUGCUUGGUUUGAUGAUCCGAGAAAUUCCAGCGGAGCACUUGGUGCAAGACUAUCAAUUGAUUCUUCGAAUGUCCGACGUUUAGUGGGAGAUAACUUGUCUUUAAUGGUUCAGAUUAUCUCAAAUCUAGUCACGGGAGUUGUCAUUGCUAUCAUUGCUGACUGGAAGCUUGCUUUGAUUAUCAUAUGUGUGAUUCCACUUACUGGUAUUCAAGGUUAUGCCAAUGUGAAGUUCUUGAAUGGUUUUAGUCAAGAUGCUAAGAUGAUGAAUGAAGAUGCGAGUCAAGUGGCCACAGAUGCAGUUAGUAGUAUAAGGACUGUAGCUUCUUUUUGUUCUGAAAAAAGAAUUACAAGAAUAUAUGAGCAGAAAUGUGAAGCCUCAAAGAAUCAAGGAUUCAAAACAGGAAUAGCCGGGGGCAUUGGAUUUGGUUUUUCAUUCCUGAUGUUGUACCUUACAUACGGUCUUUGUUUCUAUGUUGGAGGGCAAUUCGUGCGCCAUGGCAAAUCAAAUUCUCGUGAUGUUUUUGAGGUUUUCUUCGCACUGAUGUUAGCAACUUUGGGAGUAUCUCAAACAAGUGCAAUGGCAUCCGAUUCAAAAAAAGCAAAGGAUUCAGCUGUCUCCGUAUUUGCUUUGCUGGAUCGGAAGUCUGAAAUCGACUCAAGUAGCAAUGAGGGCUUGACUUUAGACGAGGUCAAGGGCAACAUCGAUUUUCGACAUGUUAGCUUCAACUACCCAACACGCCCAGAUGUUGUAAUAUUUAACAACUUUACCUUGCACAUUCCCUAUGGAAAGACUAUUGCACUCGUUGGAGAGAGUGGUUGUGGCAAGUCAACUGUAAUCGCUCUGUUGGAGAGAUUCUACAAUCCUGAUUCAGGUACCAUUUUAUUGGAUGGAGUGGAAAUCAAGAGCUUGAACAUCAACUGGUUGAGGAAGCAAACUGGACUAGUUAGCCAAGAGCCUGUACUCUUCAAUGACACAAUUCGUGCCAACAUAGCCUACGGAAAGGACGGAGAAGUCAGUGAGGAGGAGCUCAUUGUGGCGGCAAAGGCAUCCAAUGCGCAUGAGUUCAUAUCAAGCCUUCCUCAAGGAUAUGCCACCUCCGUUGGGGAGAGAGGGAUACAACUAUCCGGUGGUCAGAAGCAAAGGGUGGCUAUUGCAAGGGCCAUACUGAAAGACCCGAAGAUACUACUGCUCGACGAGGCGACCAGCGCCUUGGAUGCUGAAUCUGAGCGGAUCGUGCAGAAUGCCUUGGAUCAUGUGAUGGUUGGCAGGACCACGGUUGCCGUGGCGCACCGCCUCUCGACGGUCAAAGGCGCCGACAUCAUUGCAGUCCUCAAGGAUGGUGCGAUUGUGGAGAAAGGGGGGCACGAGUCCCUGAUGAACAUCAAAGAUGGAGUGUACGCUUCACUUGUUGAACUUCGUUCGACUCACCAUGAAAAUGCCUAGGAUGAGCAUGGUCAUUUCCUAUCUGUAUACACGUGGUAUGCGGCGCCCAGUUUGCUGUAUCUAGCAGUCGAAGUCUAUUUGAUGUAAGUUUGCUCGCAUUUACAAGGAGAGAUUCUGCUUCUGCUUUAGAUUUUGAUUCUGGUUCUGAAACGUACAUUUCCUGCUAUGCGCAGAGCAGUGUAGUUUUGUGCUGUAACAAGUAUAUAUAAAUAAUUGAAG
Aegilops tauschii subsp. strangulata is the source of this 4241-nucleotide messenger RNA. The record is from RefSeq and is a predicted model, not a curated record. NCBI's taxonomy places the organism in Eukaryota, Viridiplantae, Streptophyta, Magnoliopsida, Poales, Poaceae.